Molecule: messenger RNA, 603 nt
Organism: Gekko japonicus
Lineage: Eukaryota; Metazoa; Chordata; Lepidosauria; Squamata; Gekkonidae
Product: cytochrome c oxidase subunit 6A2, mitochondrial
Exons: 3
Coding region: 158-490 (110 amino acids)
Biological process (GO): mitochondrial electron transport, cytochrome c to oxygen
Cellular component (GO): mitochondrial inner membrane
Molecular function (GO): enzyme regulator activity
Source: RefSeq, a predicted model, not a curated record
GGAUGCUGCUGGGGGAGGGAAGGGGCGGAGGGGCUGCGCAGGAAGGCCCCGACCCAGGAGCAGGCAGAGACCAGCCAGGCCACCGUGAAGGUGAAGAGUCCUCCGUAGUCGAGCCCCUCUGGCUGGCGAGGUUUCUCGGCAUCCCUGUCUUUCAGCGAUGACUCCCUGGAGGAGGGCAGCUCAGCUGGCAGCAAAGGGGCGAAGUCUAGCAACGGCGGCAGCCUCCGGGCACCACGGUGAUGGGUCGGGCAGCCGGACCUGGAAGAUCCUGAGCUUUGUGGUGGCGCUUCCUGGCGUGGCUGUGUGCAUGCUGAACGCCUGGCUGCAAAAGCAGAACCAUCCACAAGAACGGCCCGAAUUUAUCCCUUAUCACCACCUACGCAUCCGAACAAAGCCUUUCCCCUGGGGGGAUGGAAACCACACUCUUUUCCAUAACCCUCAUACCAACCCACUGCCCACAGGCUACGAAGAUGGAGGUGGCCACCACUGAAAUUUUCUUUUGCUCUGCCACUGACUGGAAGAGGGGCACAAACCCCUAUCCGUGCGCAUCACUUCUUUGAGACAGAUCUUGACUGGAGACAAUAAAAACACAGUUGGACUGAU